Molecule: messenger RNA, 168 nt
Organism: Sclerotinia sclerotiorum 1980 UF-70
Lineage: Eukaryota; Fungi; Ascomycota; Leotiomycetes; Helotiales; Sclerotiniaceae
Exons: 2
Coding region: 1-168 (55 amino acids)
Source: RefSeq, a predicted model, not a curated record
AUGCCCACCCACCGCACCACCCAAAUUGAGAUCACCCACCCAAAUCCUCUCUCCUACAGUCCUACUUCUUUUCCUCACCAAAUCUCUACCUGCGAACUCUGUACACGCAAAUUUCACCCAUACAACAACUUCUCUGGUACUGAUCAACCACCUCAAGUUACAACUUGA